This is a messenger RNA of Vombatus ursinus (common wombat), 947 nucleotides long. RefSeq names its product CD70 antigen-like. Gene Ontology annotation, cellular component: extracellular exosome; plasma membrane. Gene Ontology annotation, molecular function: tumor necrosis factor receptor binding. Bases 60 to 701 code for a protein of 213 amino acids. The transcript is spliced from 3 exons. Gene Ontology annotation, biological process: tumor necrosis factor-mediated signaling pathway; immune response. Lineage: Eukaryota; Metazoa; Chordata; Mammalia; Diprotodontia; Vombatidae. The record is from RefSeq and is a predicted model, not a curated record.
UAUUUCCCUUCAAUCCAUUUAUCCCCCUGCCCCCCUGUCCCCAUAAGGAGAGCAGAACCAUGGCCUCUGGGGAUGGCAGGAAGAAGCUAAGGAUCUACUUUCGCUGUUCCCUGGUUGGCUUUGUCACUGGGUUGUUUGCUGGUUUCCUGGUGUCCUCUCUGGUUUGCUACUUUCUCUCCCGACCCCUCAGCAAGGUCCACCAUGAGCCAGAGAACAAUACAUUCAGGGAAAAACAGGGAGGAAGUAAGGAAACAAUUCACACAGCCCAUCUCCUGCUCAAUCACACAGGUUCCCGUCAGGACAACACCCUGCAGUGGCAAGGGGGUCCAUCCCUGGGCCGCUCCUUCAUCUAUGGCUUCACUUUGGUCCAGGGUUCCUUGCAGACCCAGCGCAGUGGCAUUUAUGGUGUCUAUGUCCAGGUGACUCUGGCCCAAUGCGUCCAGGCCACAGGCCAGGGCACUGAGCUCAAAGUGGUCAAGACCUUGACCAUUGGCAUCCUUUCUGCCCAGGGCCGCCAUUCCAGCCUCCUCCGAAGACACUUCCAGGGCAGAUGCUCACUGAGUGCCAGCCUCCAGAUGAACCUUAGCUACAAGGACACCGUCUAUGUCAACCUCACAUAUCCCUUAAUACCUUCACCCAAUGGUGAUGAGACUUUCUUUGGAGCCUCUUGGUUAUGUCCACCUCCUCUUAUAGAAUACUGAUGGUCCUGGACUUUUGGGGCACUAUAACCUAGGCUAGGUGAAUUCCCUAACAACUGAUGCUGGGCAAGAGUCUGUUAACAGUGGUUCCAGUCUAAAUUCCUAGCCUUUCUUCCCCUUAUUCCCCGAGUGCAUACUAAGCCCGAGCCAACUUGAGCUUUAUGCUCUUUCCCAAACUUGGUAAUAGAUCACCAGCCUCUAUGUAUUUAUGCAAGCUCUUCCCCCUGCCUGGAAUACACUUUCUUCUUA